Molecule: messenger RNA, 1725 nt
Organism: Adineta steineri
Lineage: Eukaryota; Metazoa; Rotifera; Eurotatoria; Adinetida; Adinetidae
Source: the annotation of a GenBank genome assembly
AUGAGUGGAGAAGAUAGUGAGAUUGAAUCUAUACAUACUGAUAUUAAUAAAAAUAAUUUACAAGUCGACCAAAUAGAUAUUAAUAGAAGUUUAUCAUCGUUGGCAACAACCGGCAUCUCAUUGGAUAAUAUAUUACGAAAAUGUGGUGAUUUUGGUCGAUUUCAAAUUUUACAUUAUAUUUUUAUGAAUUGGAUAUCAAUGAGUUUUGGAAUUAUAUCUUUCUAUUAUGUUUUUGGUGCUGCGGAACCUGAUCAUCGAUGUCGUUUACCAAAUAAUAUCUGGCCAGAUGAUACACAAUAUAAUCCAAUAAAUCAUACGCAUGAAUUAUAUAUUAAUAACUACAUUCCUAAGACUAAAGAUGGAAAAACAUGGGAAAAAUGUAUAGUUUACAAAAUAGAAAAUCAAACGAACACACUUAUAAAUUGUCCAAAUGGUUGGAUAUAUGAUCGAUCAAUUUUUGGACAUACAUUUACUGAAGAAGCGAAUUUUGUUUGUCAAAAUAAAUCACAUAAAAGUUGGUUAGCAACAGCUUUACAAUUUAGUGGAUUUUCAUUACUUAUUAUUGGUUCAUUAGCAGAUAAAUAUGGUCGAAAGAAAAUGACAGUUAUAGUUACUAUUGUUCUAUUUCUUACAUGUCUUAUAACUCAAAUUAUAAUGCAAUGGAUACCAAUGACAGUAAAUACAAAAUUUAUUAUUUUAUUACUCAAUCAAUUUGCAUCAGGUUUAAUUACUGCUAAUUAUAGUUUAGUAUUUAUUUUAAUGCUUGAAUUAACAUCAUCAGCACAUACAAGUUUUGCUGGUAAUCUUUCAUUUAUUUCAUAUACAAUUGGAGAAGUAAUUAUUACUCUAUUUGCAUAUUUGACACGUCAUUGGCAACUAUUAAAAUGGGCUAAUCUUAUUUUUAUUGCUUUAGGAAUACCUUAUCUAUAUUUUAUGCCUGAAUCACCAUUAUAUAUGUAUGCAAAACGACGAUAUAAUGAACUUGAACAUAUCUUACGACGAAUAGCUAAUCAAAACGGACGACAAGAAACAGAUUGGUAUUCAUAUUAUCAGGAUUUUUUACAAAAUCAACCAAAAAAAUCAUCACGUGGAAAUACUGUCACAUCUUUUCAACAGUCUGUUAAUUUACUUACUAAUCGAAAAACAAUAAUUAAAUUAUUAAUUACAAGUCUAAUAGGUUUUACAACAACACUCAUUUAUUUUCAAAUAAGUUAUGGUCUUGCUGCAUUAGAUAUUUCGCCAUAUCUAGGAAUUUUACUAGGUGCUGUAGUCGAAGCAGCCGGUUAUAUAACAAGUUCUGUACUUAUUUCUACUCGACUUGGUCGUAAAGGUUCAUUUAUUAUUAUGAUGAGUUUAACUAUUCUUUGUAUUCUUCUUAUUCCAAUUAUUACAAAAUAUAAUUCAAUUGCAACUAUUUUCAUCGCUCAAUUUGGAAAAUAUUCAAUAUCGGGAACAACUGCAAUAACAUGGAUAUUUGUACCGGAAUUAUUUCCUACAUCUAUUCGAAGUACAGCAAAUGGAUUUUUUCUUGCACUUUGUCGUUUUGGUGCUAUUCUAACACCAAUAUUGAAUGCAUCAGUUAGUAAAGAAUAUACAUCCUAUACAUUCUAUGCAUCAUCAAUAUUGGCUUUUAUCGUUGUUUUAUUUUCAUUACUUUUACCUGAAACAAAAGGUAAACCAAUGGAUGAUGUGCCUGAUUAUAGUAGAAAUAAAAUUGAUAUUUAA